AUGAACGAGGACGAUCCCUCCCUGCUGAGACGGCAUUGCAACACGAAGAUGUUGCGAAACGUUCGUGACUUUCCGCAGGUGACGUCACCCGGGCGGAUGACGUUGCACACGACCUCCAUACAAAAGCUGCGUCCGCGUGACGUACGGGAACAGUCAGUCCUCUUUCUCUUCUUCAUAGAGAUAGCUAACCAUAUUUUUUGUCAAGCCGCCAAAGUGGAGAGUGUCGUUGCACCAGGGGGACCUUCUCGUUUCAGUGUGGGGGGAGGAGGUGGGGGUGCACCUCAGCACUAUCCCAAGACUGUCUGCAACAGCGAGUUCCUGGGGAAGACCCCAGGUUCUAGCGUUCAGAGAUGGAUUCCUUCUCGAAGCACUAGACGAGAUGCCAACACCUCCAGUGACAAAGGACAACACGAUGGGACCUUCAGGAAAGUGAGAGGCAUACUUAAUAAGUUGACUCCCGAAAAGUUUGACAAACUCUGCUUGGAACUCCUCAAUGUGGGUGCGGAAUCGAAACUUGUCUUAAAGGGAACAGUCUUACUGAUUGUAGACAAAGCCCUUGAGGAACCCAAGUACAGCCAGCUUUACGCACAACUAUGUCUUCGCUUGGCAGAGGAUGCACCAAACUUUGAGCCUCCAUCAGAAAAUCAAGCAGCAACCAAGCAAAAUACAACUUUCAGAAGGCUUCUGAUCUCCAAGCUUCAAGAUGAAUUUGAGAAUCGUGCCAAGAAUGUGGAUGUCUUUGACAAACAUGACAACCCACUCACCUCUGAGGAGGAGGAGCAGCGUUCUAUUGCGAAGUUCAAAAUGCUGGGAAACAUCAAAUUUAUCGGUGAACUUGGCAAACUCAAUCUCAUCCAUGAAUCAAUUCUUCACAAGUGCAUCAAAACACUUUUGGAGAAGAAAAAGCGAGUUCAACUUGAGGACAUGGGUGAGGACUUGGAAUGCCUCUGUCAGAUAAUGAAAACUGUGGGACCUAAACUUGAUCAUGCAAAGGCUAAGUCCUUGAUGGAUCAGUACUUUAGCCGAAUGCGAUCCUUAAUGAACAACAAGGAUUUACCGGCAAGGAUUCGCUUCCUGCUUCAGAACAUGGUGGAACUGCGAGACAACAAUUGGGUUCCUCGCAAAGCUUAUGUUGACAACGGGCCAAAGACCAUCAACCAAGUUCGUCAGGAUGCCGUAAAGGAUUUGGGUGUUUUCAUUCCGCCUUCAACUGAUGUGAUGAAAAACGACUUCUUCAUGAGUAACGCCUUCAUGUCGAGGGGGAUGCCGUUUGACAGGGAACCUGUUGGUGGGCUGGCUGACAUGUUUGGACAACUGCCAGGAAUUGGCAUUGGGACUGGUCCAGGAGUAAUUCAGGACCAUUAUUCCCCUACCAUGGGUCGACAUCGUGCAAGCCAACUUUUUAAUGGCCAUGUUGGAAAUGGAAAUGUUUCACAUCAGCCUCAGUUUGAAGCAGGGGGUAAACCAUUCAUAAAGCCAAACCAGGGGCAGAAUUCGCCUGUUUUCAGCCAUAAACAGAAUAAUUUGGUGCAGUCGAAGGAUAUGGCUCCAAGGUUCAGCAAGAAAGGGAAACUCAAUGCUGAUGAGAUCAGUCUGAGGCCGGCACAGUCCUUCCUCUUAAAUAAAAACCAAGCGCCAAAGUUGCUGCCACAGAUGACGAUGAUUCCUCAAACAGGUUCCCCGAUAGGACAGCUUGGCCUCAAAACCAACCCCCCUCCAAUCCAGGAAAAGCCAGCAAAGUCAAACAAAAAGGCUCCUCCUACAAAAGAGGAGUUGCACAAAAUGAUGGAGACCUUGUUGACCGACUACCAGAACAACAAAAACAUCGAUGAGGCAGUGAACGCUGCAAAAGAGAUGAAAGUUCCCAAACACUUUUUGUCUGAAAUGCUGAACAAGAUAAUCGUCCACUCGCUCAACUGUUCGGAUGAUGAAAGAGAAGAUGCAAGCAAACUGAUCCACGCACUCUGCACAGAGUGCCUCGUCACACAUGAAAACCUUAUCCCAGCCUUUUUGGGUGUUUUGGAUCAGUGCCCGAAGAUUGAGGAAGAAAUCCCUCUGGUGAAGUCCUACCUGGCACAGUUCGCUGCUCGAGCAAUUGUUGCUGAGCUGGCCAGCAUUGAUGAUUUGGCUCAUCAGCUGGAGAGUGGGGCACAUUUCCCGCUGUUCCUGCUUUGCCUGCAGCAGAUGGUCAAACUGAAGGACCGCGAGUGGCUGAGUGACCUGUUCCAACAAAGCAAGGUCAACAUGCAGAAGAUGCUACCUGAGAUUGACCAGAACAAGGACAGGAUGCUGGAGAUUCUGGAGGGCAAGGGUCUCGGCUUUUUGUUUCCGCUGAUGAAACUGGAAAAGGAGUUGUUGAAGCAGAUCAAAGUUGAUCCCUCCCCACAGUCCAUCUAUAAGUGGAUCAAAGACAACAUCUCUCCAAAACUCCACACUGACAAAGGCUUCAUCAACAUCCUUGUGACCAGCUUCCUGCAGUACAUUGCCUAUGAGAUCAACCCUGACGACGAUGAGGAGCUGUUCGCAUCUCCCAGUAAAGAGCAGCUGGAUGAAGAAAAGCAGCUGCUGCUGUCUUUCAAGCCAGUAAUGCAGAAGUUCCUCCACGAUCACGUUAACCUGCAAGUCGGUGCACUGUAUGCUCUGCAGGUGCACUGCAACACCAAGGGUUUCCCUAAAGGCAUGUUGCUGCGCUACUUUGUCAACCUUUAUGACUUGGAAAUAAUUGAGGAAGAAUCUUUCCUGUCAUGGAAAGAAGAUGUCAACGACGAGUAUCACGGGAAGGGCAAAGCAUUGUUUCAGGUGAACCAGUGGCUGACCUGGCUGGAGACGGCUGAAGAAGAGGAGUCUGAAGACGAAGAUUACUGAGGCCGAAGCCAUCUGUUGUCACAAUACAACGAGUGAUCACUUGUGCAUCAUUGUCCUCAUUUUUUAAGCUUUUUACCUUUCGCCUCGGUUGUUACACCUUCUACAAUGAAAUGUUUUGCCAAAUCUAAAGUUUCAACAUUUACUGCAUUUUAAUUUCUAAUUUUCUACCCUCUUUACGUCUUGCAACAUUAACAUUUCGGUCAUUUUGACUGUUAAACAGUAGACAGGACGUCAGGGAAAUUUCCUAUAACCUCACCCCAUCGUACUUUACCUGGUCAGUUACCAGGUGCUGCGUAGAAAUUUCUUUGAACUGUUUACAGAAGGAUAAAUGACAAACUUUCCUAAACAUUCUUUAUAUAUAAAUAUAAUUGUACGUUUUAGCUGCACUUUGCUUAACAUCAUGAGUUGUUGCAAUAGUGGAAAGUAAAGUAUUCAAAUUGCUAACUGAAGUUUUCUGAUUUGGUUUUUGAAAAAUAGGCAAUUUUUGCUAAACUAAUUUAAAUCUGGCUUCGAUUUAGUUGAUGCUUGUGGCCAAUACGCUUGCACGGUUACUCACAUUUAGCUGGUUGAAUUGGAGCUGUUUUUAAGUGUGUGAAAUGUUUCGUGGUGUGUGGAAUCAAUCUGUGUGGCCUUUUUUAAUUUAUCGACUCUUAUGGAUAUACCUCUAAAGUGGCUGACUAUACUUGAAUGUCUUGAUUUUUGACAUUGAGACAGCCAAAGCUCUGCUACGGUUGUUCACUACUAAAAUCACGUUGUUUGCAAUAUUUUUAAAGUUAUUAAAGGGUCUUUUUUUUUAAUCUUCAACUAGCAAAGACUGUACUGUAUGUGUACACUUGCACGUUUUCUUUAGGGUCUCACUGUAACGUGUACAACUACAGAUCAACUUUGAAUAAAGUUCGACUGUUCAA
This is a messenger RNA of Nematolebias whitei (Rio pearlfish), 3773 nucleotides long. RefSeq names its product eukaryotic translation initiation factor 4 gamma 2. Bases 1 to 2865 code for a protein of 954 amino acids. The transcript is spliced from 21 exons. Gene Ontology annotation, cellular component: eukaryotic translation initiation factor 4F complex. Gene Ontology annotation, molecular function: protein binding; mRNA binding; translation initiation factor activity. NCBI's taxonomy places the organism in Eukaryota, Metazoa, Chordata, Actinopteri, Cyprinodontiformes, Rivulidae. The record is from RefSeq and is a predicted model, not a curated record.